AUGUAAGAAAAUGAGUUUGCUAUCUCAAUUUGUGUUCCCUCCUUCAAAAAGAAUGAUGAUGUUGUCUAUUAUCAAUUAAUGUAAGAAUUUGAUCAGAUUCUAAAACAUAGUUUCACCGAACAUCAUCAAAGAUGCUCUUUUUCAGUUGAUUAUCGCUAUUCCCAUUUAAAAUUAUUGCAUGAAUCCUUAUAGACUCUUAAAGCGAGUUUGCCGAAGUUUCCUCCGACUAAUUGGUGGAGAUCCACCAAUGACAAUGAAGAAUUAUUAGAAGAGAGAAGAAUACAGUUAGAUUAUUUCUUCAAAAAUCUCUUCUAAUGUUAAGAAGUAUGUAAAAGUUUGAUCAUGAAAAAUUUCAUUCUCAAAUCUCAAUGUUUAUAUCUAAAAAAGGUUGAAAAAGUAUCAAGAAUCUAUGUAAUAUAAGUAAUAACGCCAUAUCCUGAAGAAAGAAAGAUAAGCCUAAGCAGUCCCCUCCUUAAAUAAACAGAAAUCCAAGUCUCAAGUAUGUAUAUUUUAAAAAGUAAAAAAGUUGACAACUCCUAUAUGUGGACCUGCUGAAGAUCCAAUAGAGGAUCCUCGUGAGAGAUCCCGCUCUUGGGAGUUUAAAUUAAGUUAGAAGAAGUCUCAAUAAGUUUAUGAGAAAAGUUCUAAUUAAAUAAGCAAUGUAAUAUUCUUAUUCCUUUUUAUUAGUUAAGUUUUGGUGGAGUUCCCAUAUUCAAAGGUAUUCUAUUGAGAUUUAAAUGAUAAAAAUAGAAUUCAU
This is a messenger RNA of Paramecium sonneborni, 757 nucleotides long. The record is from the annotation of a GenBank genome assembly. NCBI's taxonomy places the organism in Eukaryota, Ciliophora, Oligohymenophorea, Peniculida, Parameciidae.